Molecule: messenger RNA, 3164 nt
Organism: Cyclopterus lumpus (lumpfish)
Lineage: Eukaryota; Metazoa; Chordata; Actinopteri; Perciformes; Cyclopteridae
Gene: sh3bp1
Product: SH3-domain binding protein 1
Exons: 18
Coding region: 235-2385 (716 amino acids)
Biological process (GO): positive regulation of GTPase activity; regulation of actin cytoskeleton organization; signal transduction
Cellular component (GO): intracellular anatomical structure; cytosol; cytoplasm
Molecular function (GO): protein binding; GTPase activator activity
Source: RefSeq, a predicted model, not a curated record
UCUCUCUUCCCCCUCACAGACACCUCAUCUGUGCAACUUCCUCAUUCACUGACUUGUGUUCGCUGUGACUUAAGAGCACCAAUGAGGAACACUGAGGCGCACAAAGGCAACGACCACAGCUCCUUGUCUCCCUGAUGUGAAGUAACCGUCUCUGGGGGAAGGAUAUCUUCGAGGGGCCGAGCAGGACGGAGGAAGGUGCAGGUAAGGAAAGCGGGGUCGGACUCCACAGCCAGCAUGCUGCGGCAGUCCCUGAGCAUCCUGAAGCAGUUUGGCUCUGCGGCAAAGUCACACGAUGCCACUGAACUUCUACAGGAGGACCUGGUUGUGGUGGAGCAGCGGGUGGAACCGGCCAAGAAGGCGGCUCAGGUCCUGCACAAGAAGCUGCAGGGCUGCAUGCACAGCCAGGCGGGCCUGGAGGCUGAGAAACGAAUGAAAAAGCUGCCUCUGAUGCUGCUGUCCGUCAGCAUGGCAGAGAGCCUCAAAGACUUUGAUGCAGAGUCCUCGAUCAGGAGGGUGUUGGAGAUGUGCUGUUUCAUGGAGAAGAUGCUGGCCAGCAUGCUGGCAGACUUUGAGAUGAAGGUGGAGAAGGAAGUUCUGGAGCCACUCAACAAGCUCAGCGAGGAUGAUUUACCAGAGAUUCUCAAGAACAAGAAGCAGUUUGCAAAGCUCACGACAGACUGGAACAAUGCAAGAACCAGGAGCCAAGCCAGCACUGGUCCCCAGGCAAAGCAGGAUGGGCUCAGGGAGGAGGUGGAAGAAGCUUGGAGAAGGUUGGAGAGCAUCAAGGACGAGUACUCUGCAGAUCUGUAUCACUUUGCGACUAAAGAAGACGACUACGCUAACUACUUCAUCCGCCUUCUCGAGCUGCAAGCGGAAUAUCACAAAUAUUCACACGAGUUCCUGAACAAAAACAUCAGCGAGCUCAAAGAGAAUCACAGUCGACAAGCGCCGCUGCUCAGCCUCUCUAGUCAGAGGGUUUACGGGGAGCCGCUGCUCUCUCAUCUGUCUCAAAGCAACAGAGAAAUCGCUGCACCCAUCCAGGAGUGUGUUCACAUGCUGCUGAGGACGGGCAUGACUGAGGAGGGUCUAUUCCGCCUGGCGGCCGCCGCCUCCAUAGUGAAGAGGCUGAAGACCUGUUUGGAUCACGAGGUGGUCGACUACAGCGAGUUCAGCAUGGACCCUCAUGCUGUGGCCGGAGCUUUGAAGGGUUACCUGCGAGAACUUCCCGAACCUCUAAUGACCUUUGAACUCUACAAUGACUGGUUCAAAGCAGCAGGGGAAAAAGACCCGACGGAGAAGCUGGAGAAGUACAGAGUGCUACUGAAGAAACUGCCGCCAGACAACUACAACAACCUCAGGUAUCUGGUCCAGUUCUUGUCUCUGCUGUCUGAGCAGCAGGCUGUCAACAAAAUGACACCCAGCAACAUUGCCAUCGUCCUGGGGCCCAACCUGCUCUGGCCCCGAGCUGAAGGGGAAGCUGCUCUGUUUGAUAUGGCGUCAGCUUCUUCAGUCCAAGUGGUGACGGUCAUUGAGCCCCUCAUUCAGUACAGCUGCAGCCUCUUCCCCGAAGCUGUUUCUUUUGAGAUCCCAGAACUUCCCGAGGUCCCGGAGGUGUCCAUGCCAGCCGCCGUCUCCCAGUCUCAGAUCUCAGAAAAGGAGAAAGUGAGCAGAUCAGUCUCGUCCUCUUCAUCCACGGCCUCCUCCUGCUCCUCUUAUCACCUCGCUCUCUCAAAGACAAACAGCACAGCUUCUCAGGACAGUGUUGGCUUCUUCCUGGUGAAAUCUGGCUCUGUGAGUUGCAGUGGCACCUCCACAUGGUCCAGCCCUGUUGCUGACACAGCGGCACCAACGCAUCAAAGCUCAACAACCAGCAGCUCAGUCGAUCCCAGCCCUGUCGUGGCCAUCAACACUUCGGCCGCCUGUGGCCCAACGGCACUUCCGAAAGCAUCGGGAUCGGCGGCGAACCCAAGUCAGAUCAGGAGUCCCACUGAGAAGCAGUGCUCGGAUCAAGGCCAACUGGAGUCCAUUUCAGAGGCUCCUCCAGACUCCCCAAGAGCUUUUGUGACGAUCACCUCACCAUAUAAACCAAAGAGAUCUUUCAACCUGACCAAAGGUAACCAAGCUAACGAGCAGUUGAAAGUUCAGUACUGUAAACCCAGACCCUCAGUACCUCCAAAGCUCCAGGCCCCUCCACCCACCAGGGCCCCGGCCCCCCCGGCCCCGGCCACCGUGGACACAGCAACCCAGCCGACACCCGCACCCCGAGCUCAGUCGGCCAGCGUUAACAAGCCCCCUCCAAAAAAGCCUGGACGCAAAGCCCCAAACUGCCCUCCACCACUUCCGCCACCACUACAGGGAAAAGUGGUUCCUUCUUUAGCACAGUGAGAGAAAUGCAGCAUGUGGAUUUUCUAUCCCUUUAAAGUACACCUCCGACCGCAGCACACCUAUCAGUACCGCUGGCUGUGGUCCGGGGGGAAACGGGUUUAAAACUGUCAACAGAGAGGGCGGUAAAAGGCUGCUUUUCAGCCCCGCUGUUAAGUUACUACUUAAACAUCUUAGGAUUUCCAUAUUGUCAGUCUGUGUUGUAUCUUUAAAUAUUGCAGCUUAAAGGUGCUUAAUAUGCGAUUGAGAACAUUACGAGCUCAACGGCUCUCAACAUGGCGACAGCUGAGCCAGCGGCUCAUAGCUAACGGUGCUAACAGCCGAAGAAUGCAAACGAGGGCCAACAGUGCUGACGGAGCGAACCCGAGGGGGAACCGUGGGGUUGGAGCUACGCUUCCGCCACAACGCCGACGCCGUUGUCGGUCGGGACGUUGGUAUCAUCUGUAACCGCGGAGAGCAGCGCAAAGCGCGGCCGACUCAGCUUGUUCAACGGAGCACGGAGAAGCUUGGAUUACCACGUGCAUAGAGGGAGAGCGGCUUUAUGCUCUGCCCGGUGGACAUUGCUCCACUAUAUAUUUACUUAGCAAAUAGUUAUUUGCUUCUAUAUUAAUGCUCUGAAUAUUGUGUCUCGCAACUUUACUUCACUUUUGUUUGGACUAUAAAUGUUUCUGUAACUAGCUUCAUUUAUUUAUUCUUCAGGUACCGACACGCUUUAUUUCCCAAAGUAAAGUCUUUCAAAACAAUAGCUCCUCAAUAAAUUAAUCAAGCCACCCGGAACCGUA